AUCGCGCCUGUCGCGACAGCCCCUCCGCGCGCCUGUAUCGCGAGGGGGGCCGGGAGCCUGCCCGCUUCUCGGGCUGCUGCCCCCCCUCGCCCCCCUUCCCCGCCGCCCUGUGCGCUUUGUGCUGCGCCUCGCCAGGGCUGCCUUUCUGGUGCUGUUCUUAAAACAAUUCUUUUUUCUCUGUGUGUUUUUUUUUUUUUCCCGGGCGUUUGGGGAGCUUGUUACCUUUUUUUGUUUCGUCCUUUUUUUUUUUUUCUUUUUUUUCCUUCCCACCCACCCGGAGUUGCCGAGCCCCGCUCUGGGGCUGGAUGUGCUGGGGAAGCUCUUUGUCAUGCCCAGCCGCCUGCCCUCGGGAAAAACAGCGCUUAAAAAAAAAAAAAAGACAGAAAAAAACCCCAACAAAACUCGUUCAGUAUUUGGACUCCCGGGUUCUGUUGAAUUCGGGCGGUGGGUUUUUUCGGGCGGCAGUGGUGUUACAUUUAUUCUUUUAGGGGAAGAAGGAGCCCCAUCCCCCCGCGAAAGUCCAGGCUCCAUUGAUCGCAGCCCCCUGUGCCGGAGCGCUGGCUGGGAGCAGCAUGCAGGCGGGGGAAAACAAAACAAAGGGGGAUUUUGUUUUGCUGUUGGUAACCUGCAGAACCUUGGUGGGAAAGCUUGCUUCUGUGUUUUUUGUUGGUUUUUUUUUUCCCUAGUUCUUUCAAAUUUGAUGUUGUUUUACUCUGGAAGAAUCCAGACUCCCGGUAGUGUUGAAAAAUGUUGUCCUGUCUGCACUAGCAGCUAACUGAUCUGAACCCAUUGUUGACAGUCACCAUCAUCAACAGGUCAUUUUCCCUCUGCGAGUGUGACUUUUGAUUAUGUAUCGUAAAUCGAAGUGGAAGUGCGGUUACAAUCUCGUGGUUCUUGGACAUGGAAAUAAUGAAAAAAGUGUGCCACAACUCUUGAUCAGAGACCUGAAGUUUGAGAAGAAGUCAUUAGCUAAGCUCAUGUUUUCUCCUGAUCAAGAAAAUCAUCCAUCAAAAGCACCAGUGAAAUAUGGUGAAUUGAUUGUAUUAGGGUACAAUGGGUCUCUCCCAAAUGGAGAUAGAGGAAGAAGAAAAAGUAGGUUUGCUUUAUUUAAAAGGCCGAAGGCAAAUGGGGUGAAACCUAGCACUGUGCAUAUUGCCUGUACCCCUCAAGCAGCAAAGGCAAUAAGUAACAAGGACCAACACAGCAUAUCUUACACUUUGUCUCGGGCCCAGACAGUAGUAGUUGAAUAUACGCAUGACAGCAACACAGAUAUGUUCCAGAUUGGUCGGUCAACGGAGAGUCCUAUAGACUUCGUAGUGACAGAUACAGUGCCUGGGAGCCAGAGUAAUUCGGAUACACAGUCUGUGCAGAGCACUAUAUCAAGGUUUGCCUGCCGGAUCAUAUGUGAACGUAACCCUCCUUUUACAGCAAGAAUAUAUGCUGCAGGAUUUGACUCCUCAAAAAACAUCUUUCUUGGGGAGAAAGCUGCAAAGUGGAAGACGUCAGAUGGCCAAAUGGAUGGACUAACCACCAAUGGGGUUCUUGUUAUGCAUCCUCGAAAUGGAUUUACAGAGGACUCCAAGCCAGGGGUGUGGAGAGAGAUAUCCGUGUGCGGGAAUGUGUUCAGCCUCCGUGAGACCAGAUCAGCUCAGCAGAGGGGGAAAAUGGUUGAGAACGAAACGAACCAGCUCCAGGAUGGCUCUCUGAUCGACCUGUGCGGAGCAACGCUGCUGUGGCGCACUGCGGAGGGGCUUUCCCGCACUCCUACUGUCAAGCACCUGGAGGCGCUGAGGCAGGAAAUAAAUGCAGCAAGGCCCCAGUGUCCCGUGGGGUUUAACACCUUGGCAUUCCCCAGCAUGAAGAGAAAAGAUGUUGUAGACGAAAAGCAGCCAUGGGUGUAUCUGAACUGUGGCCACGUCCACGGCUAUCACAACUGGGGAAACAAAGAGGAGAGAGACGGCAAGGAUCGCGAGUGUCCCAUGUGCCGCUCCGUUGGCCCCUACGUGCCUCUGUGGCUUGGAUGUGAAGCGGGAUUUUAUGUGGAUGCAGGACCUCCAACUCACGCGUUCAGCCCGUGUGGACACGUGUGCUCAGAAAAGACAACUGCAUAUUGGUCCCAAAUCCCUCUUCCUCAUGGUACUCACACUUUUCACGCAGCCUGUCCGUUCUGUGCGCAUCAGCUGGCUGGUGAGCAGGGUUACAUCAGACUCAUUUUCCAAGGACCUCUCGACUAACACAUGUGUUACCAAGGACUGCAGUAAACUGAUAAGCUAAGCGAUUCUGAUUUUUAAACCAACUGUUUUUCGUAUUCUCUGGGCUUUGCUGGUUUGCAUUAAGAUGAAGAAUUUUGGGGUUUUUGUUACAACAGCUAUAUUGCUCUCUAUUGAGAAAAGUCUGGAAAUGGAAGAAAUGGGGGGAGGGGGAAGGGGAAACUGCUUUUUUUUUUUUUUAGUUAAUAAUUACUUCUGAAGAGGUGAAGGAAGUGUUGUAGAGUGAACUUCGAUGCCUUCCGUUUAAUGCUUUUGAAUCACAUGCCCACAGUGUUUUGAAAGUUGUUUCAUUCUUUUUGUACAUGGAGGGUAAAUAGUUCAAAGAACAUUAGUUUACAGCUUGGAUGCAAACAUUGUAAAAUAUAACAUGUAUAUUAACUCUUUUCUAUUUAUCUUUAUUAUUGAAAAUACAUAGAAUGUUUAGUGAGUAGCAUGGUCAUAGCGUGUUACAUCCAGCAAUCGGAUGUGUACAGUAGUUCUGGAUGGAGAAGGACGUGAGAUGGAAAUGGUAGAAAAAUCUUUUAAUCUAAAAUACUGAGUUCUUAGAAUAGUUAAAAUGCUUUUGAACAGAGCUAAUGCCAGAUUACAGUGGCCUAACGGUGUGCUUUUAACCGUGUUGAAAGGUAGCUGAGGAGGACUUCUUAAAAUGUCUUCUUGGUAGGACUGUACUUAAGAUCUGGUUAUGAGGAGAAUAUUUACCAGACUCUUCGAAUAUGCAACUUAGUCUAGAUUAAGGAUUUUUUUCUCCCUUUAUGCUAACACAUCUCUUUAUUUAGCAUUAGUGGCAUUUGUGAGGGUUUUUCCAAUGUUAAACAUUAACGAACCUGAAAGAGGAGGCUCGGUUUGUUCCUUGCUGUUUGGGGGUGGGGGGGACACAGGUGGGGAGGGGAGAGGUGGGGGCACCCGUGCCCCCCACAUGUGGGGAGUGGGGAGCAAUCUGCGUGUGACAGGCUUGUCGGUGGGACGUGCUGCCUGGCGCCUGGGGGCCACGGGCUCCGUGCUCGCCUUCACCUCCGCCGGGCCGCGCGGAGCAGAGCUGGAGCCUGUACCCCAGGGUGCACGCCCGCGCCCUGGCCGCCUGGUGCAGCCUGAUGGCAGUCGGCUGGGGGGAGCCCGAGGUGGGUGCGGGCUGCGUGUGUGACACCUGCUCCCUGCUCGUGCUGCCCUGGGCUCCCAGUAACGUCCUCUCUGCUCUCCCCUCUCCACCCUCCUUCUCCCUCUGUAUCCACCAGAAAAGGCCAGUGCACUACAUCCAGCUUUGCUGCUAACCCACUGUGCUUCAUUGCAAAUACACAACCGGACCUUUUUAGGAUUGAGUUGAGCUUUUUUUUGGCCAGCUUCAUACUUUUUUUGUUUUCCAAAAUAUGUACUGUAUAAUUGACAAUAGCAAAUUUCUGUACUUUAUAGCAUAGCUUUAAUUUUUUCUUGUCAAAGCUGUUCUAAAAUUUUCUUGUUUGAGAGACCUAUGUUGCUUAGAUGUCAUGAAUUGCGUCAAUUGUUUCUCCAUUUUAAAAAAAAUAUAUAUAUUGUUUGGUUCACUCAGGAAAUGCAUGUGUCAGGAAACCUGUAUUAUAAGUUCAGUUAGCUGUCAUGUACAAGUAACUGCUGUUACUCCCUUUCCAUAGAAAUAUAACUGAUUUAUACAUUUUCCAGAUUAUAUGCAUUAAGUAACAAAAGUUAUGCAGCAAGAAAUCCCUGUAUUGUAGUUGUUCUAAUCAUCUUAUUCAAACUAUAGUAUACUGUAGUUUAAUUUUUAUUUGCAAAUUAAUUUAUUCAAACUAUGUGAGUAAACACUUUUCAAAAAUAGAAGUUCUGGGAUUGUCUGUUGCUUUGCUUCCAAGAGAUGGGACAAGAGGCUGGAGAUGGCCCUUCACCAUCAGGUGAGGUGUCUGCUCUGCACAUGUGGCUUAAGAGCACAAAAAGAAAAGCAACCGUAAAGUUUGUGUUAUCCUGGUCCUGGAUUGGAAUGGUUCCUUUCAGGUGUCGCCUCUCAGUGUGUUCUGUAUUUAACUCCACAUUCACAAAGGCAAGAUUGUUGUUCAAAAGAAGCAGUUAAAUGAUUUCUUCCCUGAGAAAGUUACAAAUAAUGGGAUGUAAGCAAAAACUCUUGAGUAAAUGGCUGGACUAUUUGCAAA
Messenger RNA from Falco peregrinus (peregrine falcon), 4405 nucleotides. RefSeq names its product pellino E3 ubiquitin protein ligase 1 (gene PELI1). The record is from RefSeq and is a predicted model, not a curated record. Gene Ontology annotation, biological process: protein K48-linked ubiquitination; regulation of Toll signaling pathway. NCBI's taxonomy places the organism in Eukaryota, Metazoa, Chordata, Aves, Falconiformes, Falconidae. Bases 849 to 2234 code for a protein of 461 amino acids. Gene Ontology annotation, molecular function: ubiquitin protein ligase activity; protein binding. The transcript has 8 exons.